AUGAACGGCGGAGAUUUGAACCAGCAGCAACAGAUGCAGCAGCAGCAGCAGCAGUGGGCGGCGAUGCAGCAGUAUCAGCACCAGUGGAUGGCGAUGCAGUAUCCGGCGGUGGUGAUGCACCAGCCCAUGAUGUACAACCAACAUUACGUGCCGUACUACCCCCAGCAGUACCAGCCGCAUCCUCAGGCGGCGCCGAGGCAGAGCAAUCAGCAGAUUCAGACUUCGGGGGAAGAAAACAGGACGAUCUGGAUCGGAGAUCUCCUGCCGUGGAUGGAUGAAAGCUAUCUCAGGUCUUGUUUUUCCCAAACUGGAGAGAUAUUUGUGGGAGGACUUGACUCUGAUGUCACUGAUGAAGAACUAAGAGGGUCUUUUAUUGCAUUUGGUGAAGUUAUAUCUGUCAAGAUACCAGCUGGAAAGGGAUGUGGUUUUGUACAAUUUGCAGACAGAAAUAGUGCUGAGGAAGCAAUUCAAAGACUAAAUGGAUCAGUUAUUGGCAAGCAGACAGUUCGCCUUUCUUGGGGUCGGAGCCCCGCCAAUAAGCAGUGGAAUGGGGCUCACUAUGGGAGGCAAAAUUACAAUGGGUAUGCUGGUGCAGACUUUGGCGCAUAUUCGAACGGCAACUUGAACCAUCAGCAGCCAGUCCUCGCUGUCCUGGUUGUGACUUCUUCGACUUUCACGAUUGUUAGUGCAAACAAGGGGUGCUCGUGCCCGAGCCGAAAUGCUAGCCACCCGAGAACCAUCGUGGUCGGUGGAUCCAACAACUGGGAAUUCAAUGCUACUAACUACACAAUGUGGGCUUUUCGUAACGGGCCCUACUUUGAGGGGGACAGUCUUGGGUACGUACCGAUUAAAUUAAUGAAUAACAAAUAUCACGAUAUUGGAAAUUGA
Molecule: messenger RNA, 888 nt
Organism: Striga hermonthica
Lineage: Eukaryota; Viridiplantae; Streptophyta; Magnoliopsida; Lamiales; Orobanchaceae
Source: the annotation of a GenBank genome assembly